AUGAAUACUUCAUUAAUUACAUCUGAUGGAUAUCCUAGAAAUGAUAUUGAUGUUGUUAGUAUUCGAUUAAUUCGUGUAAGAAUAAUUAGAUUAAAAAAUGAUUAUAAAUUAAUACUUGAAUUAAUUGAUGAUAAAAUGAGUCAAGAAUUUGCUCAACGACAAAUUGAUAAUCCAAUUGGACAAGAUGUAGAAGAAGAGAUGAAUGAUAGUCAGAGUAGGAGAACCAUAGAGUAUACUAUUCCAUUUGCUAGGGUUGCUGAAGUUGUUAAUGGAGGUCCUGCUUUUAAAGCAGGAUUAAAAGAAAAUGAUGAAAUUUUAUUAUUUGAUCAUGAUAUACAUGCUUCAAAUAAUAAUAGGUUAAGAAAUUUAGUAACUAGAGUUAAAAUUGGUAAAACUAUACCUGUUGAAAUUAAAAGAAAUCAAAAUGAAAAAGUAUCAUUGAAUUUAAUACCAUCUGAUGAUUGGGAUGGUCAAGGUUUAUUAGGUUGUAGAUUAUUACCUAUUUAG
Messenger RNA from Candida tropicalis MYA-3404, 507 nucleotides. RefSeq lists its product as uncharacterized. Gene Ontology annotation, biological process: proteasome regulatory particle assembly. The coding region runs from base 1 to 507 and encodes 168 amino acids. Gene Ontology annotation, molecular function: protein binding. The record is from RefSeq and is a predicted model, not a curated record. The transcript has a single exon. Gene Ontology annotation, cellular component: cytoplasm; nucleus. Lineage: Eukaryota; Fungi; Ascomycota; Pichiomycetes; Serinales; Debaryomycetaceae.